Molecule: messenger RNA, 1369 nt
Organism: Spodoptera litura
Lineage: Eukaryota; Metazoa; Arthropoda; Insecta; Lepidoptera; Noctuidae
Gene: CPR36
Product: cuticular protein RR-1 motif 36
Cellular component (GO): chitin-based extracellular matrix
Molecular function (GO): structural constituent of chitin-based larval cuticle
Source: RefSeq, a predicted model, not a curated record
UAUGAGUUAAACUAUUGAAUCGCCUUCAUUUGCUGGCUUAAUCGCGCGGCAGAAGGAUCGUAUAAGUACUUAACGGAUUAAUUAAUUAAUUGAAAAUGUUAAUUUACAAAUCAAUAUUACCAAUGGCGUUAUUAUUAGGGAUCAGUGUGACUAGUGCAGAUUUAAUUAUACAGAGGCGUGUUCCUCGAAGGCAUACACAAUUUACAAGAUCGCAUAACGCUAAUCAUCCACCACUUGCGGACUUCUUAGAGAAAACUCCAGUUGCUGUAAUGGCAGACGAAGAUGCAAUUCUCCAUAUGAAGAAAAUGGCCGUAAAUGAAAUAAGUGACACAAGCGAAACAAAAAGCACAGAGAAUCACCGUGCUGGAAAUCUAAUGCUUUUAGGUGGAAUACAAGAUUAUGAAGAAAGAAUAAUUCAAAAACCCAAAGCCCGAUCAGUAAAUAUAAAACGUUCUGAAUUAGAUGAAACAAAGACACCGGCGCUUGCAGACUACGACAAUAAACCAAGAAGGAAAAUACGAAGGAGGCUGCAACAAGUAAGGAAAGUCAAAGUAAAUAAAAGCCAACUUGAUGUUUUUGUUAAUGAAACAGAAGCCGAAGCAGCUAAAGUAACAACAACUGACACAACAGCGAAAUCUGAGGAAGCUUACAAGGAGGAGCAACAGUCAUAUGCUACUCAAACUUUCAAACGAAGGAAGGGAAUGCGAGCACCUGUGGUUCCAAUAAUUGAUUCGCAAAACUAUGUUUUUUCGCAUUCUGGAAACUUCCAUUACAGCUAUGAAGGCGGAGACGGCACAAAAGCUUACGAGAGAGGUCAAUUAAAACAGUCAAAUGGAGGUGCCGGCAGCGCAGUUGAGGGAAACUUCUCCUACAAAGAUAAAGACGGCAAUGACUACAGUUUGCAAUACACAGCGGACGAAAAUGGAUACAGGCCAGUCGGUGCACAUUUACCCACACCUCCACCUAUUCCUCCAGAGAUUAAACGUGCUUUGGAAUACCUAGCCACCAAGACCACUGAGUCAGUAGAAGUGACGGAGAGAAUGUGGACCCAUAACUAAGAAAACAUUAAAAGGUGAUACAUGAUAUUAUUUCAAAACAAACUAAAAUAUUUCAUUCACUCAUAUUGAAAUCUGUGCAGCAAAAAUCAUCUUGGUGACAUUCCUAAACUUAUAGAGUAUGCUCUUAUGAUGAGAAUUUCAUCCUGAAUUUUAAAAUACGCUUGGACAAAAUAUAAUACUGGUCACUGGUACUUUUUUGUAAUAAAAGAACUAUGAUAAAUACGUAAAAAUGGAUCGCAGAUAUAAUUGUUAAUAAUAAUUAAACAAGGGUGUAAAAAAAACCGAGUAGUCACAAGUGUGACUGCCGGGCA